Molecule: messenger RNA, 1476 nt
Organism: Capronia coronata CBS 617.96
Lineage: Eukaryota; Fungi; Ascomycota; Eurotiomycetes; Chaetothyriales; Herpotrichiellaceae
Exons: 1
Coding region: 1-1476 (491 amino acids)
Source: RefSeq, a predicted model, not a curated record
AUGAAGUGUUGCUCUUCCUGCUCGACUGUGACCUCCUUCAUCUUCGCCUUUGUCUUCAUCUUCAUCUUCCACGGCUUGCCCGUCACUGCUCAACCUCACAGUAUCUGGAACGUUGACAUUCUAACGAGCCCGGGUCCUCCGCCCGACGAAGGCCCUCCCCUCUCCGCCGGUGCUCUGAGAGACAAGUCGAAACUCAAGUACGAGGCUGUUGGCAUUGCUGGUGCCUACAUUGCCUGGCUAUUGCUGACUUUCAUUCUCCUUCUUUUCGUGGGCAAGAGGCUACGUCGCAAGACGCAGACUUCCAACCAAAGUCUGAGCAUGGAGAUCCUCAAGCCUGCUCCGCUUGUCAAUCAGACCAAGAUGGGCCUCGAGCCGCCGUUGAAGAGUCCCAGCAAGAUGGCAAGCCUGAGAUCAUGGGCGUCAGGGGGCAAAUCCCAUACGCGGAUCCCGUCCAAUAUGAGCGCCUCUACCGUCGACGAGCGAAUCCUUGAGGCAGACAAAGCCCGAAAUCUGGAUGAGAUGACCAAACUGUAUGCUGCUGUCAUGGCACACGACGAGCAAUCCCAGAAGGCCAGAAGCAGUGGCCAGAUGUCCCCGAGGUCACCUCAUUUUGCAUCGCAGGACCAUGCACUUCCAACGCCUCGAUCACCCACCCGUCCUCUUACACCAAAGUCUCCUUAUCAUCAAGUCCGGUAUGGGCCCGGCUCACCACGGUCCCUCAUGGAUCCCGUGGAACUACAGCACCUGCGAAAGCCGACUCCAGAAGCCGAGAUCCACGAUGUUGGAUCAACGGCAGGCCCUCUUUUCCAUCCUCUGGCGCCUACUCCCGCGGAAGAUUUUGAAUCGCCCAAAGCGGCGUCUCGAAGCAGCAGCCGUCGGACCAGGAUGUCCGCCCUGUCCAUUCUUCCUGGCCGAUCUGAUUCCGGUGACAGGGUUAAGAAGCGGCCCAGCGCCAUUUCGGUCCGUGGACAGCCCAUCUCGCAGCCACUUGGCUCGGCCACACUUAGCGAUGCUUCGAUCUACUCGGUGGCCACCACCAUGUCCCCACGGCUGUACAACCCGGGCCCUCCUCCGCCCACGCCAGGCCAGAAGUCGGCCAUAGGCUCCGUGCAGGAGAUGGCGAGGAGCCCUGCCGCGGCAACAGCAGCAGGAUCCGUGCGUAGCGCAGCAGCUUCGAACAGUUCCCACAGCCUGCCCUUCCGACAGUUUUACAACGAGCCGACGAAGAGUGCGCCGGCGACCAAGACCACAUUUGUGGAUCGCCGCGAAAGCGUGUUAGGCACAUAUCCCAAGACGGGGGUCCCGCAGACGCCGUACAGUCCUUACAUGCCGUUUACGCCGAUGACGCCGGUCACGCCGCGCACGCUGAUCUCGAAGAAGGAGAUGAAGAAGAACCGGAAGAAGGAAGGGCUGAAGGUGUUGAGCGAGGACGACAUGGUUUUGAGUGACGAGGACAUGUGGGGAGAAAUGAAAUGA